Condylura cristata (star-nosed mole) is the source of this 3459-nucleotide messenger RNA. RefSeq names its product bradykinin receptor B2 (gene BDKRB2). Gene Ontology annotation, cellular component: membrane. Bases 136 to 1314 code for a protein of 392 amino acids. Gene Ontology annotation, molecular function: bradykinin receptor activity. NCBI's taxonomy places the organism in Eukaryota, Metazoa, Chordata, Mammalia, Eulipotyphla, Talpidae. Gene Ontology annotation, biological process: smooth muscle contraction; immune response; neutrophil chemotaxis. The record is from RefSeq and is a predicted model, not a curated record. The transcript has 3 exons.
AGCUGGUCCCGCCACUCCUGCCCUGGCGGUGGGACUGGGAAGGCAGCCCUGGACGGCUGGACGCACGCAGGGAGGACGCGGCCGAGGCUCUCUCAGACAAGACAGGGCAUCCCUCACGUCCACUCUUGAUUCCAAAUGUUCUCCUGGAAGUCACCGAUGUUCCUGUCUGCUAUUGAGGACUCAGCACCCACCAUGGCCUCCUUCAGCAGCAGCGUGCUCAACGCCACCUCCCCAGCGCCGACGCUCAACGGGACGCUUUGGCAGAGCCCCUCCGAGUGCGUGCCCCCCGAGUGGGGCGGCUGGCUCAACACCAUGCAGGCCCCCUUCCUCUGGGUGCUGUUCAUCCUGGCGGCGCUCGAGAACAUCUUCGUCCUCAGCGUCUUCUGCCUGCACAAGAGCAGCUGCACCGUGGCCGAGAUCUACCUGGGCAACCUGGCGGUGGCCGACCUCAUCUUGGCCUGCGGGCUGCCCUUCUGGGCCAUCACCAUCGCCAACAACUUUGACUGGCUCUUCGGGGAGGUGCUGUGCCGCGUGGUGAACACCAUGGUGUACAUGAACCUCUACAGCAGCAUCUGCUUCCUCAUCCUGGUGAGCAUCGACCGCUACCUGGCCCUGGUGAAGACCAUGUCCGUGGGCCGGAUGCGCGGGGUCCGCUGUGCCAAGCUGUACAGCGUGGUGAUCUGGGGGUGCACGCUGCUCCUGAGCUCGCCCAUGCUGGCCUUCCGGACCAUGAGGGACUACAGAGACGAGGGCUACAACGUCACCGCCUGCAUGAUCAUCUACCCAUCCCGCUCCUGGGAGGUGUUCACCAACAUGCUCCUGAACAUCGUGGGCUUCCUGCUGCCCCUGAUCAUCAUCACCUUCUGCACGGUGCAGAUCGUGCAGGUGCUGCGCAACAACGAGAUGCAGAAGUUCAAGGAGAUCCAGACGGAGAGGAAGGCCACGGUGCUGGUGCUGGCUGUGCUGCUGCUCUUCGUGGCCUGCUGGCUGCCCUUCCAGGUCAGCACCUUCCUGGACACGCUGCUGCGCCUGCACAUCCUCUCGGGCUGCUGGGACGAGCACCUCAUCGACGUGUUCACGCAGAUAUCCACCUACGUGGCCUACAGCAACAGCUGCCUCAACCCGCUGGUGUACGUGAUCGUGGGCAAGCGCUUCCGCAAGAAGUCGCGGGAGGUGUUCUGCAGGCUGUGUCAGAGGGGCGGCUGUGUGUCCAGGCCCAGCCAGCUGGAGAGCUCCAUGGGCACGCUGCGGACCUCCAUCUCGGUGGACCGCCAGAUGCAACGGUUGCCGGAGUGGGGGGGGAGCAGCCAGUGAGCGGGGGUCAGCACGGCUGCCGUCCACACACGUGAGGUUCUGUGGACAGCCGCUCUUCAGGCGCCCGGGGAGCAGCCCCGAAGGCAGCCGCCGGCGACUCUGGACAAUGAGUCUGCAGGAGCGUCUCUCCUGCCCGGCCCAAGUGGCAGUGAGCACGGCUGUGAGGACGGGGUUCUCCCAGGCACAGCCCAAGGCUCCCCACCGCAGCUUUCACCGUUCUCACUGGCUGGCACCCCCGGGCCAGUCUGCUCACUCCAGGAGUAGAGGGACCCCGGGAGCAGGGACGGGGGUGACUGAACGGCUCCCGCGUCACGCCCUACCCAGCACAGCAGCCCUGGUGGAGAAGAGUCGCCCAGUUUGGGGCCGUAACUGAGCUGCAUUUCGCCGGCAGUUUCUUCAACACACUUGACCAGGACACUGGAGGAGGAUUCUAAUCUGCGAGGGCUGAACCCUGAGGGACCCUGGUAAGAACUUGAAGAGCUGGAAUUCUGUGUCUCCCUUCGCCAGCGCACAAGGAGAUCUGUGCCAAAGAAAAGCCCAGUGAGUGCGAACUCAGCGCCCGCCGUUCACUAAGCUCCAGGGCUGAGCGGAAGGAGAAAGUGCCGUCUCUGUCUUAAAGGAACUUACAAAUGCCGUGGGGAGACAGAGCCCUGGCUUCCACCCUGCAGAGACCAAUUCCCACCUCAGCCAACAACUAGUUGUCACGGCCUCAGUCUCCUCCUCUGUCACAGAGGGAUGCAUGAGGAUUAACAGAGACACAGCUGGGAAGUACUUUGACAAGCGAAAGGUGCUAUGUGAUGUGAGGGGCUUUUAUGCACACAGAACACAAAUCAGUUGAUUACCUGGGACAAGGAGGGUGGACAUGAGCCCUACGAGGAGAAGCGUCACAGCUGCAUGUGUGAAGUCCCUCCCUGUGCGUGACUGGUAGCAGGUACUCAGUAAGCUAGCUCCCCUCCCCGGCCUUCCCCAUGAUGACCUGUCACUCCCCCCCCCCCACUGCCACCACCACACACACAGGCCCCGGUUUAGUAAGAGGCAGAGAUUCCGGUCGCAUGUGCACAGGGAAUGCCAAUGCCCAGGCCCUCACUUCCAGAGGACGGCAGCACCUAGGGCCAGCUCCCCUAUGUGGCCAGGGGGUACAGGGGGGAGGAUGGUCUCAAGCACCCCAUCCAUGCCCCCUGCAGUUCCAAGGCAGUGAGGUUCCCAGCUGGGCUGCCUGAGCUGGGGAUAUAUGACCAGGAGAAAACCCUGAGGACACACCCCAGGUGGUCAGGUGUGGCUGAACAGAGAGGGAGACUUACCCCCAAGGGGCCUGCCAGCCCGUCAUUUGUCCAGACAGUUAACUGCAAAGGGGCCAGAGUUGGCUGCCCAUGGGGCGGGGCCGUGGGCAGGGCAGACUUUGGUCCCCACAGAGGCAGGCACACGGUUGGACCAGCGUCCUCAGCCAGAGACAGGGGACAGCCCUGCCCCCAGCCCCGAGUCCAGCCAGAAGAAUUUGUUUCUUCAUUUUCUACAUGAGUGAGUGAGCUGCCCCCCCAUGACCAGCAUUGCACCCAGUAGAACGGCUCCAGCAUCAAGGCUUACUCAGGGCAGGCACCCCGGGCUACAGCCAGGGCGCUCAGGGGCUGCAGGGACCUUGCCGGCUGUGGCUCACUCCCUGGGUGGGCGUCUGUUCCCCGGCUGCCUCUAGAGAGGAGCAGACCAGGAGCGAGCCCAUAAACCCUGGCCAGUCCAACGCUGGGUUUUAGAACAAAAAGGGUCAAUGAGAUUCCCCCGCCCCAUCCAAUGCUCUUCUCCCCACCACCCAUCCUUCUCCCCAAUAAACACUGAGGCUGGAGAAGGCAAUCCGUGCCAAAGCAGUAUUAGAGCUAAAUAAUGCACCCUUUGCAGCCGGAAAGGAGGCUUGGAAGCGUGAGGUCUGGCGCCCCUCACGUCACUCCGGCUUUCCUGGUCUGAGGACAAUCAGUCGGUCGCCGGGAGGGGAGCCGCCCGGGGCCUGUGUGAUGCAUGAGAACAUCUGUCCCGGGAAAGACCAGAAUCGCUGACACAGUGUUAAAAGGAAGCUCUCAGCACAAGCAGAAAUACGUGCGUGGCAUAAACACGUGCUUUUCUGCACAGCGUAAUAAAUGCAUGAGUGUUUGCAUA